GGGAGAGAGAGUAACAUUUGUCUACCUUGUGCUUUUUUAAAAGAGCAGGUACAAUUGGGAGCGUGCUACUGUUCGCUGGUUACAGCUAGCUAGUUAACGUUCCUACAGUAACUUGUAAUCUCUUUGUGUGUGUAGCCUACUUUAGUUAGAUAACGUUAGUAGUUGACAGGCAGACUGAAAUAUUGUUUACACUAAAUAUAGUCUUCCAAUGCCAUGAAGAAAUGUCAGUCAAAAAGCACGUUAGUCACACAAUAAUGGGGGACCGCUGCCGGUUUACGGGCUCCUAACCAACUCUGUUUUUUUUCGCAUUGUUUGUGACUAAUUUUGUACGUAAUGUGGCUGUUACCGUCUCUUAUGACUGAAAAAAGCCUCUGGACAUCAAUGGGGGACAUCCCUUUGCCGUGGUAUAUUGGCCAUAUACCACCCCCUCGGGCCUUACUGCUUAAAUACCUUAUGUUUCACCAACACUUGGCUAAAUGACGACAUGGAUAAUAUAGAGCUGGCUUGUUUCUCUUGUGUUUCGGCAUGACCAAGCAGCUACUUCUGUUUGUCACCUCAGUGGUGGCUUGCUCACCUGGUGAAAUGAAACAAGAAAUCAAUGGCAAGAAAGAAACCGUUAAAGGCUUCAAUGUCAAGCUCCAAGACACCAUAUUGUUUCCUGAGGGAGGUGGUCAGCCAGAUGACCACGGGCUGAUUGGAGAUGUGCCGGUGCUGCGGGUGACGAGGCAGGGAGCUGAGGCUGUGCACUUUGUGAGUUCAGCUCUAGAGGUGGGCCAGGAGGUGCAGCUGAAGGUGGACUGGGAGCGGAGGUUUGACCACAUGCAGCAACACUCAGGGCAACAUCUAAUCACAGCUAUUGCAGAAUCCAUGUUUGGGUACAAGACCACAUCCUGGGAGUUGGGGCGUCAGCGCAGCACCAUAGAGCUGGACACUCCCUCCAUGAAGCCUGCCCAGAUGAAGGCCCUCGAGGCAGCAGUCAAUGAGAAGAUACGUGCUCAUGUUCCCAUCGCUGUUCAGGUCCUCUCCUUAGAUGACCCUGCAUUGGAACAGGUGAGGAGUCGCGGUCUCCCGGACGACGCAGCGGGGCCUAUCCGGAUCAUCGACAUCGAGGGCAUUGACGUCAACAUGUGCUGUGGGACCCACGUGUCCAACCUCAGUCACUUACAGGUCAUAAAACUCCUGGGGACUGAGAAAGGAAAGAAGAACAAAACUAAUCUGUUAUUUCUAGUGGGAAACCGGGUCCUGAAGUAUGCUGAGAAAAGCUACAGCACAGAACGCUCACUGGUAUCCCUCCUCAAAACGGGCCCAGAUGAUCAUGUUGAUACAGUGGACAAGAUCCAGAAGACUGUUAAGGGUCUACAGAAAAGUAACCUGGGCCUACUGAGAGACGUGGCUGUUCUAAUAGCCCAGAACUUCAAGUCCAACCCAGAGAGGGGCAACUUCUUUACCUUACACAAGAAGGAGGGUGACAACGAGUUCAUGAGCAUCAUAGCCAAUGAAAUAGGCACUGAGGAGACGUUGGUUUUCUUGACUGUUGGAGAGGAGAAAGGACCAGGGCUGUUCCUGCUGGCAGGACCCAGUGGGAAAGUGUCUGAACUGGGACCACGAGUGCUGGAGAUGCUCCAGGGCAAAGGAGCUGGGAAGAACGGGCGCUUCCAGGGCAAAGUAAACAGCAUGGCACGCCGAGGGGAGGUGGAGGCCCUAAUACAGGAACACUGCAAGAACGAGCAGUAAGGAUGACUGGAAACUCAAGCACAUGAUGACCACAACUACAUACAGACAACAUAGGUGACCCACUGCAGUUCUCGACCAGCUUUCCUAGUAGGUUGUAGCUUUGCUAAGUAAUGAUACUUCUGACCUCGGUGUACAGUCUAAAUCAAGGAACUGUGUACAUGGAGUGUACAAAACAUUAAGAACACCUUCCUAAUCAGUUGCACCCCCCCCCCCUUGCCCCCAGACUAGCCUCUGCAAGGUGUUGAAAGCGUUCCACAGAGAUGCCUGCCCAUGUUGACUCCAAUGCUUCCCACAGUUUGGGUGGUGGAAGCACACAGGAAACUGUUGCUUGUGGGAAAAACCAGCAGCAUUGCAGUUCUUGACCCACUGAAGAGGCUCUGCAUUGGGACCUACUACCAUAUCCCGUUCAAAGGCACUUACAUCGUUUUGUCCUGUCAAUUCAUUCUCUGAAUGGCACACGUACACAAUCAAUGUCUCAAGGCUUAAAAAUACUUCUUAAACAUGUCUCCUGCUCUUCAUCUACACUGAUUGAAGUGGAUUUAACAGGAGAAAUCAAAAAGGCCGUGCUUCUAGCUCUUGGGCAACUUUGCAGUAUUUUGUUUUUAUGUGACAAGUAAAAUUUGAUUCGAAUCACCUGGUCAGUCUCUCAUGGGAAGAACAUGUGUUCCUAAUGUUUUGUACACUCGGUGUACAUUGUUACUAUAUCGUAUAAAUGAAUGAAAACAACAAAAAUUGGCUAAAUCGUCUUAAUUUAAGGCAAGGGUUAGGCAUUAAGGUUAAAAUAAAAUGUUAUGGCUUUGGCUGUGCCAGCUAGUGACCACUGCAGAGCUGCAUCCACGACAAGAUUAAUUUCAGUAAAAGUCAACCUGUGCUUUGCUAAGCAACGAUAAUUCUGACCUCAGAGAUGACCACAGUGUACAGUCUAAAUCAAGGUGCUGUAAAUAUUAUGAAUAAGAAUACUAGAUAUAUUCAUGAAUACAAGUCAUGGAAAAUGUACAAAUUAACAUGUUGGACUAAGGAAGCACACCCAUGUAAUGCAUGAUUAACAUUGCAUUAAUUUUGAAUGUUUGAAGUUAUCCUUUUAAAUUGUAUUUGUUCUGUGCUUAUCAGUCUUUUUUUUUGAUUAUUUUGUAUAUUUCACCUUCAGUAAAGUAUAUACAUUUGGACAGUCAUUUUCAUUUGGUCUGCAGUUGCAUAACCAAAAGAAGGACUGACCUUGUCAAUUAACUUGCCAGUCAAAUAUUGAUGGUUUGGCCAAGGCUGUCAGUUCUACGUAUUUGCAGGGAGUGACGGCUGUGUGACGUGUGAACCUGUGUAAUCAGUGAGCGUGAGGCCAAAGUCCAGGGUUCCAUAUACAGAUGUAGGCUCUUCAUUUGAUCACCCUGUUGCAGGAAUGCAAACUUAGUGUAUUUGAGCUUUACAAAUGCUUCUAAACCUUGUAAUUUACACUGAAAUGUCAGAAUUGAUUUGCCCUAACAAUUUUUUUUAAUCAACCCCUACAAACGUAUUUCCUGUUGACAACUGGUUUGACUCAUAUUGUUAGCUACUGAUUUUGGGGUUUGAAAACCAUGUCAUGAUUGUGCAGCAGGUAGCCUAGUGGUUAGUGUUGGGCCAGUAACCGAAAGAUUGCUCGAUCGAAUCCCCGAGCUGACAAGGUAAAAAUCUGUUAUUCUGCCCUUGAAUAAGGCAGUUAACCCACUCUUCCUAGGCUGUCAUUGAAAACAACAAUUUGUUCUUAACUGACUUGCCUAGCUAAAUAAAAAUGGUCAUUUUA
Messenger RNA from Oncorhynchus masou masou (cherry salmon), 3508 nucleotides. It is a transcript of the gene aarsd1, whose product is annotated as alanyl-tRNA synthetase domain containing 1. Gene Ontology annotation, molecular function: nucleic acid binding; Ser-tRNA(Ala) deacylase activity; ATP binding. The transcript has 12 exons. NCBI's taxonomy places the organism in Eukaryota, Metazoa, Chordata, Actinopteri, Salmoniformes, Salmonidae. The record is from RefSeq and is a predicted model, not a curated record. Bases 526 to 1734 code for a protein of 402 amino acids. Gene Ontology annotation, biological process: alanyl-tRNA aminoacylation; regulation of translational fidelity.